This is a messenger RNA of Ascochyta rabiei, 1050 nucleotides long. Its product is annotated as RecA recombinase Rhp51. Gene Ontology annotation, molecular function: double-stranded DNA binding; ATP hydrolysis activity; single-stranded DNA binding. The transcript has 3 exons. Gene Ontology annotation, cellular component: condensed nuclear chromosome. Gene Ontology annotation, biological process: DNA strand invasion; double-strand break repair via homologous recombination; chromosome organization involved in meiotic cell cycle. The record is from RefSeq and is a predicted model, not a curated record. Bases 1 to 1050 code for a protein of 349 amino acids. Lineage: Eukaryota; Fungi; Ascomycota; Dothideomycetes; Pleosporales; Didymellaceae.
AUGAGUACCGAGGAGCAACAGUUCGAGGACGAGAGCCAGGCUGGAGGGCCUGGUGCUCCUACACCCGUCUCUGCGCUCGAGGGCGUGAACGGUCUGACUGCACGAGACAUUAAGCUUGUAAUUGAAGGCGGCUUCAAUACUGUCGAGGCGAUUGCAUACACACCACGACGAGCGCUGGAGCAGAUCAAAGGCAUUUCAGAACAGAAGGCGUCGAAGCUGCUGGCUGAGGCGUCUAAACUCGUACCAAUGGGUUUCACCACAGCAACUGAGAUGCACCAACGACGAAGUGAGCUCAUCUCAAUCACAACCGGAUCGAAGCAGCUAGACACGCUGUUGGCUGGUGGUAUCGAGACCGGCUCUAUCACAGAGAUUUUUGGCGAGUUCAGAACGGGAAAGAGCCAGAUCUGCCACACACUGGCGGUAACAUGCCAGUUGCCUUUUGACAUGGGUGGUGGUGAAGGCAAGUGUCUAUACAUCGAUACCGAAGGCACUUUCCGUCCUGUGCGCUGUCUGGCCGUGGCUAAUCGAUUCGGUCUGUCUGGUGAAGAGGUCUUGGACAAUGUGGCGUAUGCACGAGCCUACAACUCCGACCACCAGCUGGAGCUGCUCAAUCAGGCCGCACAGAUGAUGACCGAGACACGGUUUUCCUUGCUCAUCGUCGAUUCUGCAACAUCACUCUAUCGUACGGACUUUUCUGGACGUGGCGAGCUCUCGAGUCGACAGACGCAUCUGGCAAAGUUUAUGCGAACAUUACAGCGCCUUGCGGAUGAGUUUGGUAUCGCCGUUGUCAUCACAAACCAAGUCGUCGCACAAGUAGAUGGUGGACCAAGUGCCAUGUUCAACCCGGAUCCGAAAAAGCCUGUCGGCGGAAACAUCAUCGCACACGCAAGUACAACACGUCUCAGUUUGAGGAAGGGUAGAGGAGAGACGCGAGUGUGCAAGAUCUACGACAGUCCCUGCUUGCCUGAGAGUGAUUGUUUGUUUGCAAUCAACGAAGACGGCAUUGGCGACCCCAAGGAAAAGGAUCUCGAGGAGAGGAACAACAGGUGA